AUGUCUGAGACUUCUGCCGCCUGGCCCCUCGCCGAUGAGGCCCUCACCCAGAACCUUCUGGACCUUGUCCAGCAGGCUGGUCACUACCGCCAGCUGAAGAAGGGUGCUAACGAGGCCACCAAGACUCUUAACCGUGGUACCUCCGAGCUCGUUAUCCUCGCUGCCGACACCUCUCCCCUCGCUAUCCUCCUCCACAUCCCCCUCCUCGCUGAGGACAAGAACACCCCCUAUGUCUUCGUGCCCAGCAAGCUUGCUCUCGGCCGUGCUACCGGUGUUUCCCGCCCCGUGAUUGCUGCCAGCAUCACCACCAACGAGGCCAGUGACCUCCAGGGCCAGAUCAAGACCAUCAAGGACAAGGUCGAGAGACUGAUGAUCUAA
Aspergillus luchuensis is the source of this 378-nucleotide messenger RNA. RefSeq names its product RNA binding protein snu13 (gene SNU13). Gene Ontology annotation, biological process: mRNA splicing, via spliceosome; maturation of SSU-rRNA. Gene Ontology annotation, cellular component: small-subunit processome; nucleolus; precatalytic spliceosome. Gene Ontology annotation, molecular function: RNA binding. The transcript has 3 exons. The record is from RefSeq and is a predicted model, not a curated record. Lineage: Eukaryota; Fungi; Ascomycota; Eurotiomycetes; Eurotiales; Aspergillaceae. The coding region runs from base 1 to 378 and encodes 125 amino acids.